Molecule: messenger RNA, 686 nt
Organism: Naegleria gruberi
Lineage: Eukaryota; Heterolobosea; Eutetramitea; Acrasida; Naegleriidae
Exons: 2
Coding region: 1-546 (181 amino acids)
Source: RefSeq, a predicted model, not a curated record
AUGAUGAGUAGAAGAGUUAUUCGAGGUGCUUCUUCCCUCUUGCCAAAACGUGCUGCUGUUGAUGGAAACAACAGCAAAAUUGCAAAUAUGGGUCCUCUUGUUCAAAACCCACUUGAAUUGAACCAAGAUGUUGCUCCACAAGGUGGUUUCCCAGCUGUAAGAGUUAGAAGAAACUCUCCAAACAAGUUUUGGUCCAUAGGAACUUUCCUCUUCAUCUCCACAGCAGUGAUGGCUUACGGUUGGUAUCGUUAUUAUAAAUGGAUCAAGAAGAGAGAUGAAUUGAAGAAGGAAAGAGAAGUUCUCGAAUUAGCUAUGACACCUUUCUUACAAGCCGAACAUGAUAUUGCUUUUACUUUACAAAGAAGAGCCUUCUUAAAGAAGGUUGAGGAAUUGAUGAAGGGAGAACCUGAAUUCAAUGCUUAUGAAAAGUUCUACAAUUCUACAACUCGUUUCCAAUAUCCAGUAUACAAUGCCCAACUUCGUCACUUCAAGGGUACUGGUCUUUUGGAAUCUGAAAAGGAAUUGAAUGCUGCCACUCAAAAGUAAUUCUAGUAAUAAUUUUAACACACAUAAUAUACACUCAAUUUUUCGAAAUGUCAUCAUCAUUUGUACAUUCGAGUUCUACCAUGAAUGGGCUUUUACUCAAACACAUUGGAAACUUAUAAAUUCUUUUAUUUAAUAUUAAA